Haliotis rubra (blacklip abalone) is the source of this 1888-nucleotide messenger RNA. RefSeq names its product snake venom 5'-nucleotidase-like. The record is from RefSeq and is a predicted model, not a curated record. Gene Ontology annotation, biological process: nucleotide catabolic process. The annotation marks the transcript as partial. Gene Ontology annotation, molecular function: metal ion binding; hydrolase activity, acting on ester bonds; nucleotide binding. NCBI's taxonomy places the organism in Eukaryota, Metazoa, Mollusca, Gastropoda, Lepetellida, Haliotidae. The transcript has 9 exons.
AUACGACAUGCUCCUGGGGCCUCUGCUUAUGAUCUCCUUCCUGCUGUGGUCGUCAGCUUCAACCUCACCAUCCUCCACACCAACGACAUCCACGCAAGAUUCGAGCAGACCAACAAGUACAGCGGUCAGUGUCGGGUCGACGAUGUGGCAGAGGGGAAAUGUUUUGGUGGGACAGCGCGACAGGUGACCAAAGUCCGAGAACAGCGUGCCCUCCACCCCAACACCAUCCUCCUGUCUGCAGGGGACGAGUAUUCGGGGACGUUGUGGUUCUACAAGUACCGCGGUGCCGUUGUGGCCAGAUUCAUGAACCUGUUGCAGUAUGACGUCAUGACGCUGGGUAAUCACGAGUUUGACCUUGGUAUCGACGGAUUGAUGCCCUUACUCAACGACGUUAAUUUCCCCGUGGUCAGCGCCAACAUCGACGCUACUACCGAGCCAAGGGUUAAUAGCAAGAUAGUGAAACACACGGUGUUGACUGUCAAUGGUGAACGUAUCGGGGUCAUCGGAUACACUUCCAAAGAGACACCGGUAAUUUCUGUUCCAGGUCAAAACCUCAAAUUUGAAGAUGAGAUUGCAGCAGUCCAGAGAGAGGCUGACAUCCUGACGUCACAGGGCAUCGACAAGAUCAUUGCUGUUGGUCACUCGGGAUUUGAUGUUGACAAGAAAAUUGCAGCAGAGGUCAACAACCUGGAUGUAGUUGUCGGAGGUCACACCAAUACAUUCCUUUACACAGGCGACCAUCCGUCCAACGAGGAACCGGUAGGAGAGUAUCCCCACGUGGUGACCCAGUCGGGAGGGGCCAAGGUGCUGGUGGUGCAGGACUAUGCCUACGGGAAGUAUUUAGGAGCUCUGGAAGUGACUUUUGACCCGGAAGGAGUCAUCACUUCAUGGGGAGGUAACCCAAUCCUACUAGACAACAACACAGCACAAGAUGAAGCGACCUUGGAGGUGAUGCGUCCCUACAGAGAAGGCGUGGCCGACGAGAUGGGUCAGGUGGUCGCGAGAAGCCAAGUGUUGCUGGACGGAGAACGGUCAUCCUGCAGAGUCAGAGAAUGUAACUUAGGUAACCUGUAUGCCGAUGCAAUGGUGCACCAGAACCUGAAGCACAGCGACUCCCUGGAAUGGAACCACGUGGCCAUCGCCUUUAUGAACGGGGGUGGAAUCCGUGCAUCUUUACAGAGAGGUGAAGUCACUUUCGGCGAUGUCACCACCGUCCUACCGUUCCGGAACACCGUCGACAUCGUGGAGCUGCUUGGGAGACAUGUCCGGGAGACACUGGAGUUUGGGGCGUCCAAGUGGGCGGAGACAGGGAAAUUGUUCGGGGGCUUCCUACAGAUGUCGGGUAUGAAAGUCGUGUACGACAUGACGAUGCCAGAAGGUCAAAGGGUAGUAGAGGUCAAGGUCACAUGCACCAACUGCACCGUGCCCCAUUACGUGGAUCUCGACGAUACCGAAGUAUACAAGAUCGUGAUGUCCUCUUUCACUGCCAAUGGCGGCGACGGAUAUGACGUCAUCAACAAAAACAAGAUCAAACAUCAUCUGCUUGGCGAUGUGGACACAUACGUUCUCCUCGAAUACAUACAACGUGUAUCCCCUCUUACCCACGGGCUGGAAGGGCGGAUCAGCUUCCGGGAGAAGCCUGAGUGUGACUGCCCCGUCAGUGACGUUGCCCGCCCCGCACCACGUUCAGCGACUACGACGGCGACGAUCCUGCUCCUGGUCGUAUCUUCCUGUAUGGGAAACACUGGUUGGGACUGACUGUUCCUUGAAUGAUUCUGUUGAUUCAUUUUAGUGACUUAUAAGACACGUAAAGGAUCAUUACUGGUGUGAGCUAGUCUUCACUAUACUCCACGCAACAAUAUUUUAAUAAAAUAUCUACAUUUUUUAA